Fulvia fulva is the source of this 279-nucleotide messenger RNA. RefSeq names its product Ecp24-1. The coding region runs from base 1 to 279 and encodes 92 amino acids. The record is from RefSeq and is a predicted model, not a curated record. NCBI's taxonomy places the organism in Eukaryota, Fungi, Ascomycota, Dothideomycetes, Mycosphaerellales, Mycosphaerellaceae. The transcript has 2 exons.
AUGCGUCUUCCUUGGGCUUACCAGAUUCCUCUGACUAUUUUUCUUGCAAUACCUGGAGGUUUCUGCAUAGAUGCCUCCCGCCCGGCCUGGACUAAUCCUGAAGGAGACUCGACCCCUAUCAAGUUAACGCCGCCACCAGGCUAUCACCAAUUCUGUGGCAACAUGAUUCAUCAGGGUGGUGUGCAAACGUUUGAGUUCUCAAUAUACCGAGGACAAUGUACCUUGGUUCCUUCAACACCGUGCCCUCCAAUGGGGAACGUUUUGUUAUGCAAGUCAUAG